AUGCGGUGUUUUUGGAUCUUCAUCAACAAAUAUCCUGGAAAAGUGAUUGAUAUCGAAGUGACCGUUCUCUCGGACGAUGGAGGUGUUCUGUCAACAGCUAUCACCGCUGUCACUCUCGCUUUGGCUCAUUCUGGAAUAGAACAUAUGGGAUUGACAGCUAGCGCUCAUGUGGCAUUAAGACAAAACGGCGAUUAUAUGACCGACCCAAGCACAUCUGAAGCAGAGGACGCCAUCGGCGGAGUGACUUUCGCAAUCAUCAUCGAGCUUCUCGAGCAGAAGUUCGCAAAUGCGAAAGAAGGUGCGAAACCAGAAUCAGUCAACGUCACAUUCGCAGAUUUCGACGGUGUUCUGUAUAAAGUGUCGAAUCCGGAUGGUGUGAAGACAAGAAUCAUUGUAAGAAAAUUCAAAAUAAAAGGAGAAACGAAAUGCAAUGAAGUUCUCAAAGCUUGA
Caenorhabditis remanei is the source of this 450-nucleotide messenger RNA. RefSeq lists its product as uncharacterized. The transcript is spliced from 4 exons. The record is from RefSeq and is a predicted model, not a curated record. Gene Ontology annotation, biological process: nuclear mRNA surveillance; poly(A)-dependent snoRNA 3'-end processing; U4 snRNA 3'-end processing. Bases 1 to 450 code for a protein of 149 amino acids. Lineage: Eukaryota; Metazoa; Nematoda; Chromadorea; Rhabditida; Rhabditidae. Gene Ontology annotation, cellular component: cytoplasmic exosome (RNase complex); actin cytoskeleton; nucleolus.